Molecule: messenger RNA, 1836 nt
Organism: Vicia faba (fava bean)
Lineage: Eukaryota; Viridiplantae; Streptophyta; Magnoliopsida; Fabales; Fabaceae
Source: the annotation of a GenBank genome assembly
AUGGACCCCAGUUUCUUCACCUUUCUCUUCUUCUUUUUCUUUCUUCUUCCCCACCCCAUUUCUGCAUCAAAUCUAUACAAAAUCAAACAACUUAACUCGGAUUCUCUUUCUCAAUCCACAUCCUCACAUGAUUCUCUUACUCCACAAUCACCUACUCAAUACUUUGAGGUUACAAAACCCAUUGAAAUCCCAAAAACUAAACCUUGUUCAUACCAUGUUCUUCACCAUGAUUUUGGUUACACAUAUGGAAAGCCUCCAGUUUUUGCUAAUUACACCUCUCCCUCACAUUGCUCAUCCACUAAGUUUUCCAAAAUUGUUCUUGAAUGGAAAGCAACGUGUGAAGGAAGACAAUUUGAUCGCAUUUUCGGUGUUUGGCUUAGUGGUGUUGAGUUACUCAGAAGCUGUACAGCAGAGCCAAGAGCCAAUGGAAUUGUUUGGAGUGUUGAAAAAGACAUCACAAGGUAUCAUUCUUUGUUAUUCAAUCAUCAUCAACAGAAUCAAACCCUAGCUAUUUUUUUAGGAAAUAUUGUCGACAAAACUUACACCGGUGUUUAUCAUGUUGAUAUCACUCUUCACUUUUACCCUUUUCUCGUCAACAAUCAUAAGACAAAAAAGUUGAAUCCUUUAGCAUUUACAACUGAUUCUCAUGCUGAUUUGAUCCUGCCCAUUUCAAGAAAUCUCCCACUCAAUGAUGGGUUGUGGUUCAAUAUUCAGAAUUCAACUGAUGUUGCUUUGAAGGAAUUCAGUGUUCCACAAAAUGCUUAUAGGGCUGUGUUAGAGGUUUAUGUUUCAUUUCAUGAGAAUGAUGAGUUUUGGUAUAGUAAUCCUCCAAAUGAAUAUCUUGCUGCAAAUAACAUAACUAAUUCACCCGGUAAUGGACCCUUUAGAGAGGUUUUAGUUACUCUUGAUGAUAAACUUGUUGGUUCUGUUUGGCCUUUUACUGUGAUCUACACUGGAGGGGUUAAUCCUCUCUUAUGGAGACCUAUUACCGGCAUUGGUUCAUUUGAUCUUCCAUCCUAUGAUAUCGAAAUUACGCCUUUUUUGGGGACAAUAUUGGAUGGAAAGAAUCAUUUGUUUGGGUUCAAGGUAACAAAUGCAUUGAAUGUUUGGUAUAUUGAUGCAAAUUUACAUCUUUGGUUGGACGCAAAGAGCGUUAGAACGGAAGGAGUACUACUGAAUCACAUUGACAAACCUUUGGUUGAAUCUAUAGUAUCCGAUUUUAACGGUUUAAACGGAACGUUCUUGACUAAUGCAAAGAAAUCCAUUUUGUCUAGUGGAUGGAUUAGAUCCUCCUUUGGUAACAUCACAACUAGUUUUGUUCAAGAUUUUACUUACUACAGUUCAAUGGCAAUGAGGAAGGAUGGAGAGAAACAAACUGUGAAUCAAAUUAUAUCGUUCAACGACAGUGUUCGUGUUAAACUUCCAUGGUCGCAUCUAGAUUUGGUCGAUGAUACAAACAGAAAUUUUUCUCUUUACUUGGACUCAGAUGAACUAGACCAAGAUAAUGAAACUUAUUUAGCUGUUUCGAAUGUUACAUUAGGAUUUGAUGUGAAUAAGUCUAAGAGCGAGGAUUCUGGAUUUUGUAAGAGCUAUCUAAAUAAUGUGCAAGAUAGCCAGGGUAAAAUGGUGGUUAAGAAGAAUCUGGUUGUUAGUGGAGUGGGAGAAACACAGCAAGAUUACAGAUAUGAAAGUAAUGAAGGCUGCUACUUUAGAAACAUUGGAAGCUCAAAUUACACAAUUCUAUAUGAUAAAGUUAAACAUUCAUGCAACAAAAGAAGUCACUCUCCUCUUGGCUUUAAUAUUAUCGAAAAGAUUCCCAUUAUGAUUAUUCUAUAG